Besnoitia besnoiti is the source of this 5127-nucleotide messenger RNA. RefSeq lists its product as uncharacterized. Gene Ontology annotation, molecular function: heme binding; peroxidase activity. NCBI's taxonomy places the organism in Eukaryota, Apicomplexa, Conoidasida, Eucoccidiorida, Sarcocystidae. The transcript has 6 exons. The record is from RefSeq and is a predicted model, not a curated record. Gene Ontology annotation, biological process: response to oxidative stress. The coding region runs from base 1 to 5127 and encodes 1708 amino acids.
AUGUCUGAGUCUCCUGUGGCCAGGAGAAAUCAUCGUGCAACUCUGGUGUGCCAAGCUGCUCACUCCAACUCGGAGCCUCAAUGUCUUUCGCACGACUCGCUGGACGUCCACUCUCCGCCUGAAUCUGUCUACUGUUCGAAGAACUGCGACGCGUUUUCUAGGUCCUCUCUGUCUGUGGAGGCCUCUAACUAUAACGGAUCAGGUUCUCCUGGUGUCUGUUCCUUGUCUCCGAGCCUGGAUCAGUCUGCUCUUGAAUCCUCAACUUCGUCGCCUCUCGAUUUGAGGUCGUCCGACUCUGGGAAGCAGCCGUUCUCGCCUCCGCGCAGCCCCUCGCUGCGUCAGCGAACCUCGGGGCUCGUCUCGCCGCGUUUCAUCGGGAGCCACGAGGACGGCUGCCGUGCCUCUCGCGUCUCUGCGUCGGUGCGGUCGACAGUGUCCUCAGAGGGCCCUGCUCGCCCGGGGCUGGAGUCGUCCUCGCGGAGGGCGAGCCAUUCACAUCCCACGUAUUCUUUCGACGCUUACCCGCCAGAGGUCUUCUCGCGCUGGAAAGGGAGAGACCGCACAGGAGCAUCCUGUGGACUGGCGCCUGCUGCGAAGAGCCGCGGCAGGUCGCCCGCCCCCUCAGGUCUGUCUCCCACGUCAAUUCUCCGCUGCGGUCCGGCAAGUCACGCAGAGCUCUCCCCGUCUCCGGAGCCUCGCCUGCAGUCUUCCGGUUCGCCUACGGCGCUCCCGUCUCCGCUGUCGCAACCCAAGUCCUACGCGGAAGAGGGGAGUGUCGCGCGACAGACUCAGCCUAGCUAUCUGGCAACGCCCGAAGAGCUCGGCCGGCGUUCUGCGCCUCGUCUUGUACUCGCCUCCUUUCCUGCUAUCCCGCCAAGCGCCAGUCGUCCUCCCCUACAGCCCACCGAGAGAGCGAGCGAGCCGCAGCCUGUGGAUGAACCGCGGGCGCUCAUCGAGUACAGCACUCGGGGCCUGAGUAGCAUAGUGGUUACCGAUAUCGGCGGCAGCCAGCUUCGUGUGUCGCCGUAUUCGGAGACGCUGCCUCGCAGUGCUCACCCGCUAGUCCUUCCAGCCCCCCCAAGAGGGGCCUCGUCCGUGGCAGCCUGUUCGGGCGGGAGCCCAGAGAAAACAGGCUCAGGCACUCGAGCACACAGGGACUCGCUGCAUUCAGACGGCGGAGCGGAUCUGGCGGCUGGUGCGGGCGUCGCAUUACCCCGCGGAUGUCCCGAAGAAAGAAUCGCUUCCGAAUCCGAGCUUCAGUCUCAUUCGCGCGCUUACAGCGGAAAACACGUGCCUCUAGCUGCCGUCCCCUUCUGUGGUGCCGCUGGAGUUCUCAGCGGGCUGCGUCAAGGAGACAGAAUCCGUGCGGCGGACUCGAGCGUGCGCUGUUUCCAGCAGACUCUUCGUUCCGCUUCUGCGUCUGCCCGCCAAGCUGACCCUGCCGCGGCCUCACGAUCCAAGCAGACGCCGAGGGCCGACAAGGAGCGCCUCGCCCUGAUUCCUGCGCACAGGCAGCCUCGUGGGCUGUCCGACGUCCCUAUCGGGCGCCGCGACAGCAUGGCCUCAGCUCGAGGCGGAGUCGCACCGCCCACCUGCGCAGGCUCGCGAUCGCUGCGGCAUGAUGCGGCAGUGCUUCGUCAGGAGGGAAUCCGACUCAGUCAGCGAGACCCCACUGUGUUGAGGAGUGCUGGGGCGGGACGAGUUGGUGCGGCACAGACAGCGCAGAGAGGUACCUCGAAAUGUCGACGCCCUUUCGAUUCUGGCUCACUAGGUUAUACGAUGCAGGGGGGCGGCGAGGAGCGACAGAGGGGUCGAGGCUUUCUCCCCUUUUCCACAACGUCUGGCUACUCGGGGACGCCCUUCGGAGCCCACGGGGGGCAAGUGAACAGUGGCCUCCCCAGGGGUUUCGCAGGGUCGGCCUCACGCGUUAAGUUGCCGAAGUGGAUGCACGAUUACGGCGUCGCGGAUCCCUCCCUUCAAACCAAUCGCCACAGCUGGCAAGACACCAGCAACUCUUUGCGAGACACGAGCUCGUAUAAUUCGCACGACGCCCUCCUCCCGCAGGCGCGCCCCACGCCUGACUUGGCGCUUCCGUACAGAGAGGGACCUUUUGUGUGCGGAGCGCGAGCUGGCGGGAGCGACGACCAGGGCGGCGCUGCUGUGUGCGUUGCAGAUCCCUCGUGUUUCGCGCCGCAACUCGCCGAUGCCUAUCCGAGCAGCCUCAGGGGCGUCUCACGAGGCAGCGCUGUUGCGCCUGGCUCCUACCCGUCUCCCCAGUCCUGUGGCUUCGCGUGCGGCAACCCUUCUGCUGUCGGCUUUCCGGUUGCUCACUUCAUCUGCAGCAAUUGUGGUGCCUCUGCGGUGCCUCCGCACUGCCCCGUCUGUGGGGCCUUCAUCAUUCAGGUCGACGGGGCGCUUCCCCCGCCGAGCACGGCGCAUCUGGUGAAUGACGCGUCUCUCCGAGGCUCUGGGUCCCAGCCAAGUCUGCGCGACAGCGCCAGGCCUCGCCGAGGCGACGUCGAGGACGAGCCUCAGGGUCGCCCCUACGCGCCCUACGACCUUUCCCCGCCGCGAUGCCGAGGCGCCCCAGUGCCGCGCCGUCCUCAUAAACUCGGAGAAGACGCGCAGGAGCGCCCGCGCGGCCUUUCAAGCGCAGUCCUGCGGGCCUCCGUCACUGCCACCACACACACCGGGGCAGACGAGCCCUUGAAGGGGGAGAAGAGCAGCCCGCCGGCUAAACAACAGUCCACGUCUUCUUCGACUUCUCGUCUGCUGUCGACCAAAAACCUCGCAGCUCAGGUGUGGGGCUCGCCCCGGGUCUGUGCUCUCCUCUGCUCGUUCCUCCGUCUCCCUCAACUCCUUGUCAUUCGGCGCUGCAACAAGAAUCUCCUUGUGGCUGCGCAGUUCGAAAUGCGGUAUGUCCUCUACGCGACGUUACAGCACCGGCUUCGCGAAGAGGAGCGAACUGAGAGGCCGAUCAGAAGUCCGCGGCCAAAGAGCUGUGAGCCCUCGAGUCCCUGCGAGCGAGAGGGGGAGCGUGGAAGAGGCUUGACGCCAGGCGGGCCUCUCGUUCGUCAGAAGCGCAACCAGUCUCUGCCCGCCUGUCCCUUCAACGCGGAGACUCUCACACGGCUCCUGCAGCUGUCAGAGACGGAGCUGAACGCGCUGAAGAGCGGAAAACUACCAGAGCGGCGAGCCGCAGACGCCAACACGCCAAGAAAGGAGGAGCUUCGAGCUCGGGCUCGUCGUUUCCUGAGCGACCGAGAUGAGUGGCUUGAAGCACACCGGAAGCGUAAACCCGCGAAGAGUCUCCCACAACUGUCAGACAGCGACAAGGCGCCUCUCGAGCGAGGUCUGGAUGAAGAGAUCCAGCUGCGUCGAGAGAUACAGCUCCAGCACGAGGAAGAACUGCGUCGGCGGGAGCAAAAACUCCAACAGCAGGAACGCGAGCUCCUUCAGAAGGAACAGGCUCUCUGGCUACAGGAAAACCAGCAGCGCCUUCAGCAGCAAGCGGUUCGUGGGAUACCGCCGCGUUUUUCUAGGGAGCAGGCUGCUGGCUUCGUGGGCGCAUGGCCUUACGAAAGUGUCCCUCCGCUGUGUGGCGCUGGUCCGCACAGCAAUUACUUUGAAGAAGAAAGCGACCAGAAUGCCGCACCAGUGAUCGACUACGAGGCCGAGCCGCCAACAUUUCGCCGACUGCGCCACGCCUUCCUCAAGCUCUGGAACUACAACGAUGCUCAGUUCAAGGCUGCUCUUUACCGGCACGCCUUCUCCUCCUUCCCAGCGUACAGCUACGACACCGCGGCCAUUCUGUGUCGCUGUGUCUACCAGCUGUGCGCGGACGCGACGUCCUCGUUGCCUCUCAACUCGAUUCUCCUUCUCCUCACGGACCGUCAGUCGUACCUCUGGCGUCGCAUGGCGCGCCUGUCCGGCUACCUGCUCAGCUCGUUUGUCGUAGAAGGCUCGCGGCGGGAGUUUGUCUCGGGCGCUUCCCCAGCGAUUCAGCGCGUGACGCCUAUAUUCCUGGGAAGCGACGGCUUCGGGGACUCGCCCGUGCGCACAGCCGACCCGGGAUUGCAUGUGAGAAGCAGGGGUGGAUAUGGCUCUGCUGGACGCCCUGCAGCGAGUUCGAGUGCGAACGACGCUCUUGAAGAAGCGACUUCGCCGUGCACGUUGGCGCGGGGCGUUCGAGGGGCAGUUCUUGAGUCGAUGGAGCUGAAACUGGCGAAACUCUCUCCAGAGUUCAUCGACGAAUUCGUGCUCUACGGGCGCCAGCAGGUGCUCUUCACACAGCUGCAGGCUACGGAGGGAGGCGCCGACCGAGCGCUACUCGCCACGACGUUUCGGCGGUUUCGCAAACAAGCUGAAGACCGCUACGUGCUGAUGGACCUCUACGAAUGGCUUGCUGCGGCGUUGACAUUCGCACAAAAAUGCAUGAAAGUGAAGCAGAUGGCAACGCGACAGGCCUCGCCCGCUCGGGGCCGCCCCAGACGCACAGCCGCCGGCGGGCUGGCCUAUGAGAGCGCCGGCGGCACCAGAGAGCGAUUUACGACUCCCGACGAGGGCGCGGGGUCGCGAUGGCGAUCCGGAGAUCCACGGGGGCGGGAAACGCCUGGAGCCACGGGGGCCACGCUACGAGGAAGAAGUGUCUCGCGGGCUCCCGCAGCUGCCGGUCGAAGCUUCGGCUCCGACAAAAGAGACUCUUCUCAGGUGGUCCACGGCUACUGCGUUCGCAGCAGGGAGCAAGAAGACGCCGCCACCAGGAGGAAGAGGACACCCGGCAGAGGCACGGAGGCUGCGACGCGAUCCCGCUCAAUCCUACGCGGAACGGGGACGGCAGAGUGUCAACGGGCCAUGCUGGGGCGCGUACCUUUCGCCUCGCCGGCGCAGGGAAGGUCUGUAACCUUUCGCGGGCGAACUGAAGCCCGCCCGGCGUCUGGGCCCCGGAUGAGGAGCGGCGGAGUCUCCAGAGAGCGGCUGGUGCCGGCGACCGCAAACUGUCUGACGGCUAAAGAGGCCGCGACCCUGUGCAAGCUUCUGCAGAGCCAGGGGGAAAUUCUUGACGAAGUCAAACAGAUUCUGAAGCACAUGGCUGCGCCGGGAUCUAAGGCAGCUCGCGGGCCGUAG